Molecule: messenger RNA, 1600 nt
Organism: Salvia splendens (bonfire salvia)
Lineage: Eukaryota; Viridiplantae; Streptophyta; Magnoliopsida; Lamiales; Lamiaceae
Product: nucleolin
Exons: 5
Coding region: 73-690 (205 amino acids)
Source: RefSeq, a predicted model, not a curated record
CUAAUGUAGACACUGAAAUUCAGCAAAACAAAAACCGAUUCCCAAAACCCUAAGCCCCAAACCCCAACAUCAAUGGCCGACGUCAAAGCAGUUGAUGAAGGAGGCGAAUUCCCCGAGAAACGCACGCUUGAUCCCCCAAAUUCCAUAAACAAAGCCCUAGAUGAUUCGAUUAAGAGGCAGAAAAUUGAAGCUCCCACCGGCAAAAAUGGCUCCGUUCCACUCGUCGCUGGUGAUGCAGCGAAAUCGGAGGAGCAUUUGAAUGCCGUUGCUGCUGCGGAGGAGGAAGACGAGGAGGAUGAUGAAGACGAGGAAGACUAUACUGCCGAGCAAGACGAAGAUGCAGACGAGGAUGCAAACGGGGAAGCCAGCAGAAAAGGGAAGGGGAUCGUGGUGGACAGGAAAGGGAAGGGCAAAAUGAUUGAAGACUCCGACAACGAUGAUUCUGAUGGCCGUGUAGAUGAUGAUGACGACUCGAGUGAUGAUUCCGACAGUGAUUUCUCCGAUGGACUUGAUGAGAGUGAUCUGGAGGAUGACCCGCUUGCUGAGGUUGAUUUGGACAACAUUUUGCCGUCAAGGACCAGGCGGAGUCGAGCGCAACCUGGGGUCCGAUUUUCUAAUGAUCCCUGCAAGGGAAAAGAAGGGUGUUAUUGCAGCUCUUGUUUAAGGAGUAUGUGUAUCCGAAUUGUUUGAUUUAAAUAACAUCUGUUUGUGGAAGUAUCUCUUAUUAGCUUUGUCACAACAAGCCUGCUUUUGCUGGGAUUUCAAGCAACUAUAUGACAAAUAGGCAUUCAUUACAUCAUGUGUGCUUCCUUUUACCGUAACUAAAAGAAAUUAAACAUGGGAUGAGAUGGAAGUGGAUGGUUUCCUCAAUAAUAUCUCUUUGUAAAAACUAAAAAGAUGAAUGAAGGACAGGGAUGGACUACAUUUUUGGAUUUAUUUCUACAAUUUAUGCUUGAUGCAGCUUUCAAGUGGAAGGAUCCUGGUUGCUUUCUCUGCUUGGCGUCUAGGGCUAUAGAUUCGUCAACAAUAUAAACUUAUUUGGUCUGAUUCAUGAUAUGAUCGUCAGUGCUUGGUGUUGAAAAAGGUUCUCAUCUUCUGCUUACGGCAGGAACUACGUGGCAUGAUUUGCUUUCUUUACCGAACAAGAUCACUGUCGCCUUAGAAGCCAACCUAGAACAAUGCAAGAGAGCCAUUGAAUAAGUAGUGUUUGACAUAACUUUGAAGUAUUUUCAAGUCUGCAAUGAUAAGGGAGAACAUGAAUUCCUAUGGUUUGGAGUGUUCCUUGACUUUCUGUUUGGUUCCCACUUCACCAACAAUUUUUUUUUGUUGCAGUGUCAGCACCAAAGGAACAAAGAGAUGCUCCACAACAUGAAGACUAGAUUCCUACAUCAUGGCUCGGAGGUAGAAUUAGGUUUGCAGACUUGUCUUUUUAGCUUUGAGGCAUCAUUCAACAGUAUAAAGCAUGUGCAAUACCGUUUUGAUGUGAUAACUUAAUAUCUUAUGACAUCCUCAAUAUCAUAUGCAGAUUCUAGGGGGUUCGAUAUUUGUUAAUUUUCAUUGGAUUUGGUGUUAUAUAAGGUAAGAUUUUUAGCAUUGUUAA